Varanus komodoensis (Komodo dragon) is the source of this 2505-nucleotide messenger RNA. RefSeq names its product coiled-coil domain containing 183 (gene CCDC183). Bases 279 to 2267 code for a protein of 662 amino acids. The record is from RefSeq and is a predicted model, not a curated record. The transcript is spliced from 14 exons. NCBI's taxonomy places the organism in Eukaryota, Metazoa, Chordata, Lepidosauria, Squamata, Varanidae.
CAUAAAAGACUGAGGAACCAUUCCCCCGCUUGCCAUCUUGGACCAUUCCUGGGAGGCGACGGGAUCCUCUGCUGCAGCUGCAAGGAGCUCAAGGAUGUUGAGGGGUGCCGUUGGCCUACCUGCAGCGAGAGCCUGUUGAGGGGGCUGCUGAAUGUUUGUCCCGGGCAAUAAUUAACCAGAGCAAACAGCGCCCACAGUUGCAAAACCCGGGAGGCUUUCGCCUGGGCCUUGAAGUGUAAAUAGACCUUGUGAGCCAAAGAUCAAACAGGUUGUUUUGAAUGGAUACCUGGAACUGGGCAAGCUGCUCAUUCCCUGGGAAUCUCAGUGCCUGGAAAUGCUCUUCUCCGCCUCUGAAGCCCCGCCAAGCGGCCUUGGGAAGGCCCACGUGCCGGGGGCAACAGACUUCCUCGCUCUCUGCAGAACCCCCUGCUCCACGUGGAAGGCCGGAGGGACUGACAAAGGCAGCCCCCAGGCCGCCUGGCCUCCCUUGGACAGCCAAACUCCCAGACUCUGUCGAAGUCCAGGCGGUUCAUAAAGCCGCGAGCGAGAUUCAUCCCGCAAGACGUGGUGACCAGCGAUCUCGGGACCACUGGGGGCCGCUGCAGUGGGUGGGUCCCCCGACCAGCCCCAGGAAGGAGCAUUCGGAAUCCCCAUGCGGACAAGCCAUUCUCAGUGGAAUUCCGCUCCCACAGGAGCAAGUGAAGAAGCUCUUUGCGCAAGGGACUCAGGAGACCGUGUGUAAGAACAGGGAUCUGACCCGCUUCCUCCGCAGGAAUGUUUGGGAAGGGAUGCACGAGCUGAACCUCGCAAUCAAGUAUGACCACGUCACGAUCAGCAGGGCCUGCCGAGAGAAGAAGCGGCUCCGAGUGGCUCUGGCUGAGUACGCCGUGGAGGAAGCGCGAGCGCUGCUGAGCAGCCAUGUCUUCGACCGGAUGAAUGCUCACAACGUCUUGCUCUUCGAAGUGAAGCGGCGGGGAAAGCUCCUGGAGGACCUGCAGCUGCGGCUGCAGCAGCUGCUGGACCUGGGCACGGCCAGUCCAGAGUCCCAGCUGCAGCUGCAGAUGAUCCGCCAGCUGGAGAACAGCAUUGAGAAGAUGCGCGUGAAAAUCACAACUGCGGGGAAGACCUGCAUGCUGUACACAAAGAUGUUAGAUGUGCUGAGAGAGGAAUUGUCGCACUUCCCUUUCAUCUUGGACGACCUGGAGAGCAGGGUGGGGGUCUAUCAGGUGGAACUGAAGGGCAUGCACCUGAUGGCUGUGGACGCGAUCGAGGCAAUGGAGGCCGCCAAGGCGGACAUGGCCAAUGCCGAGAGCGAGCUGGUGGCGGAGAAGAAGUUCAGGGAGAACUCGCUGAGCAUUCAGAAGAAGCAGAUCGAGCGGAUCCGCACGAAGGACGCCAGUGAGCGGCACCGCCGGAUGCAAGCCCGGAGAGACAUGAACAUGGAGUUCCCCAACCUCAUUGCCCGCGAAGGGACUCGAGGCGCAAAGCUGGAAGCCUCCAAGGCCCAGAUCGAGUACCAGAGCCUCGUGACCACCGAGGUGGACAAGAUCAAGUGCGCCGUCCAGUGCUCGCACCUCUGGGACAUCGCCGGGAGGUUCAUGGCCCAGAAGGCGUCCGAGGAGAACCUGCAGCAGCAGAUCGCGGAGUCGGAGAAGAAGCGCCGGGAGCUCCAGGCCCAGCUGAGGGAGCUGGAGCUGCAGCGGGCCGAGCUGAAGUUCCACCAGACCCCCAGCGCCCUCAGUUCUAGGAAGUUAGAGGAGGAGCUGCGGAAAGCUCUGGAAGAGGAGCAGACGCGGCUGACUCAGGUGCAGGCCCAGGUGUUCAAGAACCAGGAGCUUCUCCUGCAUUUUGAAAAUGGGGUCAACAACCUCAUGCUGAGGCUGUGUGGCAUCAGCGUCCUGGGCCAGGAGGACUCCUCCCUGGAAGCCGGGGAUAUGUUUGACAAGCUGCAGUUCUGCGAAACCAAACUGCUGCACCUGACCAAAGCAAUGGAGAAGCUGCCCUCCUACGACUUCAGCCAAGAAGAGAGCAAUGAGACUUUUAUACAUGUCAGGAAUUUCCUAGAGGAAAGUACCAGAGAGGAACCCCAAAACUUGAGGGUCACAUUUGAAGAAGACGACGACGAUGUCAGAGAGGUAUUUAACUUUGCCGACAUCGACCACAGCUACGUGCCCAACCGGGAGGAGAUCAAGAAGCAGGGCUUGAAACUCAUCGAAGACAAGACAAAAGUCACUAAGAAAAAGCAGAGGGGAUCCUCCAAGAAAUGAUGCUCCCCUACAGAUCCUACCUCAAGUACCCCCCCUCUUUUUGGAAAAGUAUGUGCUUUCCCCCCUCUUCAUUUUCGCUUCUCUCCCAGGAGCUGCUCCACAUUUGACAGAUGUAUUUUUCUUAAAGGAUGUGAAUGUAAUUGAGGAUGGACAAGCUCGUUUCUUGUGGUUCUCACUUCAAACACACAAGUGUCCCUGCCGCCCACCCAUACGGGAGCAGUGCACACGGUUUCCCCAC